Messenger RNA from Camellia sinensis, 2898 nucleotides. The record is from RefSeq and is a predicted model, not a curated record. NCBI's taxonomy places the organism in Eukaryota, Viridiplantae, Streptophyta, Magnoliopsida, Ericales, Theaceae.
UGAUAGAGUUCCAUUGGCAAUGCAUGCAUAUUCAUGUUCAUUGAUUAUUGAACAUCAUUACCCAAAUGGAGCAGAGAAGUAAAAAUCAAAGUGCAAAGAUUGAAUCAGAUCCAAGAUCUUCCUCAGACCUGUCAUGGCAAGUCAUGUUCAGAUCAGCUUCUUUUAGAAGGUCUGGUUCAGUUUCAACUCCUCAAAACCACCAACUCGUGGCUCGUUCUGUUUCCUUCAGAAAUCCAAUCUCAUCUCCAUUAAUUCAGUACUCUAGUUCUGAAUCUGAAUCGGAAUCAGAAUUAGAUGAGCUCACCAUCCUCUCCAAUGAUCCUCAGGGAAGUUCAUCAAAUUCGAAUGAGGUGGAGUCUAACAAUGACCUCUCAUGGCAAUCCAUGUUCCGUUCAUCUUCCUUCCGAAAACCUACUUCAUCAUCACCACCACCACCACCACCACCACCACCAUCAUCAUCAUCUUUCCCUGAUCGAAACCACCACGUUCCGCCGCCGCAGCGUUCGGCCGGUGAAACCCCAGAGGACGAACCGAACAACGUCGAUUCUCAUGUUCAGAGUCAAGGCUUUCACUCAAUAGAGCGUGAACCUGAAUCUACUUGCGGUCCUUCCAGUGCUUCAAUACUCCCAUGGCAAGUCAUGUUUCGAUCAGCUUCCUUCCGGAAUCGUGAUGCAUCCUCUCAAAACAACGUGUCUUUGGCAGAGAACCAUAGUCUGUCACCUCUGGAGUCAGAGCCCACUCCAGUCGAGCCCAACCAGAACACCACCCUCUCAGGCGAUCCUCUAGUACGUCUUGCUCUCUACAUAGCCAUGGCUCAUGGAGGUCUUGCCUUGACAUUAUUCUUACUCUACAAUAUUUGUUAUUUACUUGAAGAAUAUCUCCAGCCGGUCCAGUGGGCAGUUCUAUGUUCGAUUCCUUUGAGAGGAAUUCAACAUGCUCUUGUUCGGUUUUGGUCAGAGCCACUAAAAUUAGGGCUUACUGAAACCAUUUUAGCAGUACCAGUCACUCUUUCAAAAGCCAUCCUUAGUACCCUCGUCAAUAUCCGUGAUCUCUGGUUUUCAAUUGUUUUUCAUCAAACAACAUCAAAGGUUUCAGGUCAGAGUAAUUGUGGGUUUCCAAAGUUGAUUCAGAUGCUUUUAUCUUUUGGGUUCUUUGUAAUUGCAUAUGAACAAACUGGCAGUUUUGGGUCUAUAGCACUUCUCGGUUUAAGUUUCUUGUGUACCAGUUUUCUUGAAUCAACUGUCUCUGUUCUUUCUUCAUAUAGGACUAGGAAUAUCGGUUGUAGUACAAGUAGCACAAUUUUGAGGGAAGUAAUUCUCAAAAGAUUAAAAACCAUUGUGGCCCUUGGGUUGAUAUCUGGUAUGAUUGUCGGGUUCUUGGCCGGUGUAAUCUUUUUCUCUUGCAAGAUAGCAGUUGAGGGAAAGGAUGCGGUGAUUAUGUUGAAAACCUAUGUGCAGGAGAGUAAAUACGCCGAGAUGAUUGGUAUUAAGAAGUGGAUGGAUGAUAAUGAUGUCACAGAAAUAGCGGAUUGGUACACUACUCAUCUUUACGGAACAGUUUCGCAACAUGUAGAUAGUUGGGCGACACAUUACAAUCUAACCGAGUUUUUCAAUGGAAUCAAGAACUUUGCGAUUUCUCCUUCAGCUAAUUCUUCUGAACCUCAGGCAGCUUUGAUCCCAUCUCCAUAUAUAGAGAAAUUUCAGAGUUUCAGAAACCACAUUAGGAAUCGUGAGUUGGGAAGCGUUUUCAAAGAACUCGAAGUGACUUUGUGGGAAUUUCUAGUUAGCAGGAAGGAUUUAGUUGACAAGGCAAAAGGGUUUGCUUCUCAAGGGAUGGACGUAUCGCAACACGCACUUGCUAGCAGCGUAUUUUUUCUUGCAGGCAGUGCAAAGCUCGUGUUCUCUAUUGCCUAUUCUGUCAUUUCUGGAGCGGUCGGUCUUCUCAAUUUUGGGUUACAAUCGCUGAUUUUCGUAUGGGUUUUAUAUUAUCUCAUCACAUCCGAGUCUGGUGGGUUAACCGAACAAGUGAUCGGCAUGCUUCCGAUUUCGAAAUCCUCACGGAUUCGGUACAUUGAAAUUCUCAACGGUGCUAUUUCAGGCGUGCUUUUGGCUACAGCUGAGGUUGCUUUCUUUCAGGGAUGUCUCACUUGGAUUUUGUUUAAGCUAUACUCUAUACAUUUCUUGUACAUGUCGACUUUGCUUGCAUUUAUCAGCCCUGUGUUUCCAAUUUUCCCAUCAUGGCUUCCAACGAUUCCAGCUAUCAUCCAAUUGGUGUUGGAAAGACGAUACUUAUUGGCCAUCAGCUUACCCAUAAUCUAUCUUGUGCUUGUGGACUAUGGUGCAUCAGAAAUUCAACAGGAUAUACCGGGUUAUAACACAUAUCUUGCAGGCCUUAGCAUCAUCGGUGGAAUGGCGAUGUUCCCGUCUGCGAUUGAGGGAGCAAUAAUGGGACCGCUGAUAACUACCGUUGUGAUUGCUCUCAAGGAUUUGUAUGCUGAAUUUGUUUUGGAUGAACCAAAGGAGAGUGAGACGUAGGGCGCCGCUGGGCAUGCUUUUAGUGCUUGUUUCCUGAGAAAAUGUUCAUUGCUGCCCCAAAAACGCAUGUGCACUGUUGGUUGAGCUCAUUAGAACCCAAAAAAGAAAAAUCAGAAUUGCUGCUUUAGAGUGGAUGUGUUUUUACCAAUCUGUUGGCAGUGCAUUUAUCAAGUUUUGUUGGCUUCAUUUUCUCUUUAGGUCAGUCUUUUUGUUUUUGUUUUUGUUUUUUUUUCUAUUUAUGGUGUGAGCAUGGUGUAAAAAGUAAGAGAUCAAUCAUGUACUCCCUUGGUUGUUGGUUGUAUGCUCUCAAAAGAAUUUUGUACAUUUUCGAUAUAUUUAAUAUAUUUGUUGAUGUAGAAGCGUA